Molecule: messenger RNA, 4932 nt
Organism: Uranotaenia lowii
Lineage: Eukaryota; Metazoa; Arthropoda; Insecta; Diptera; Culicidae
Exons: 3
Coding region: 1-4932 (1643 amino acids)
Biological process (GO): DNA integration
Molecular function (GO): nucleic acid binding
Source: RefSeq, a predicted model, not a curated record
AUGGCUACGGAACGGCGUAUCAAGUCGCUCAAAAUGCGGCUCCGGAGUAUUGAGACGUCGUUCAACCUAAUUAAAGUCUUCGUUGAAAACUUCGACGAAGAAACUCAGUCGAUGGAAGUUCCUGUUCGGCUGGAGAACCUGGCCGUGUUGUGGGUGGACUUCGGCAAAACGCAAGCCGAACUUGAAGCCGCUGAUGUAGACGAUAAUGCGGUGAUGGAACAUCAGCUGAAGCAGCGGGCCCAGUUCGAGACGGACUACUACCGUGUUAAGGGUUUUUUGCUGUCCGUUAAUAAAAGUACAUCGCCCAGCUCCCACUCUUGUCACUCCAGUGCGCAUUUCCCUACUUCUUCGCAAAUUCGGCUCCCAGAUGUGAAACUUCCCGUUUUUACUGGCGCUCUCGAAAAUUGGUUGAAUUUUCAUGAUCUAUUCAUUUCAUUGGUGCAUUCGUCGACUGAGUUGUCCAAUAUCCAGAAAUUUUAUUAUUUACGUUCGUCAUUAGCGGGGGAUGCGUUAAAGCUGGUACAAACGAUUGCGAUUAGCGCCAAUAAUUACCCAGUUGCGUGGAACUUGCUGAUAGAUCACUUCCAAAAUCCUGCACGUUUGAAACAAGCCUAUGUCGACUCCCUUUUUGAGUUUGCUCCGUUGAAAAGGGAAUCUGCAAGUGAUCUUCAUUCUCUGGUGGAACGAUUCGAAGCUAAUGUCCGCAUCUUGAAGCAGUUGGGAGAGAGAACCGAGUUUUGGGACGUGUUGCUGAUUCGUAUGCUCAGUAUUCGUCUUGACCCCACUACACGAAGGGAUUGGGAAGAAUUUUCGUCGACUCAUGAGGCAGCUACCUUCCCAGAUCUGGUCAGCUUUCUUCAGCGGAGGGUCACCGUUUUGCAGAGUGUGAGCAACGUUCAACUGGACACUUCUUCGUCUUCGGCACCCAAAAAACCGGUUCAUCGAUCAGCAAUCAUCAGCAAUGGAGCUACUCAAUUCUCACCACGCCAAUGUUUCGCCUGCUCUGAACACCAUCCACUUUAUUUAUGCCAGACGUUCUCCAAGAUGACCAUCGAAGAUAAAGACAAAUUAGUACGCCGUCAACAACUCUGUCGGAACUGCCUACGUAAGGGACAUCAAUCACGAAGUUGUCAAUCCAAGAACUGCUGUCGAAAAUGCCGAGGGCGCCACCAUAGCCAACUAUGCAGCACAGGUACCAGCCAGGGUGAAUCCAGCAAGCCGAGAGCCGAAGGGAAUACGUCGAGGGAUUCUAACCCUACCAGCGAAGAAGUGUCAUCAUUGUCUGCAGCAGUCGGGAAACUUCCCAAGAAGGGUCACCCUAACAAGGUGCUUCUAGCAACGGCCGUGAUCAAACUGACGGAUGAUUACGGCAAUACUCACUUCGCCAGAGCGCUCCUCGACUCGGGUAGCGAAUGCAACUUCAUCACCGAGUCAUUUGCGCAAAAACUCAAAGUUCGUCGCACCAAAGUUCACCUCUCCAUCUCCGGAAUUGGUCAGUCAUCCACUCAAUCUCGCUCCAAGCUUCGCACCACAAUUCACUCUCGAGUUACCGGAUUUUCGACCAUCGUAGAGCUCCUCGUACUGCCUAAACUCACUCUAAGUUUGCCAUCCGCCACUUUAGACAUUUCUAAUUGGAACCUUCCGAAAGAAAUUCAGCUCGCAGAUCCUAACUUUUACCAAAGCAACCCUAUCGACAUCGUCCUUGGUGCAGAAAUAUUCUUCGAUCUUUUCAAACCGCCUGGCAGAAUUCCUCUUGGAGAUUCACUGCCUGUUCUUGUGAAUUCUGUUCUGGGAUGGGUUGUUUCUGGGAAAGUUACCAACUCUACUGCUACGAGCUCCGUUAUUGCCAACCUUGCAACCGUCGCAGAUAUUUAUCGCCUCAUGCAACGAUUCUGGAUCAUCGAAGAGGCAGAUUCAGCUCCCUGUAUGUCGGUGGAAGAAGCAGCCUGCGAAAAGCACUUUUCGCAGAACGUUCAACGCACUCCAGAAGGUCGAUACAUCGUUCGAUUGCCGUUCAAGGAACCUGUUUCCAGCGUAGGCGACAAUCGCAGCAUAGCACAACGUCGAUUCCGGAUGGUCGAGUCUCGCUUGCAACGGGACACUAAUCUACAGGCUCAGUAUCACGACUUCAUGGCCGAAUACGUCACCUUAGGGCACAUGCAGCGAGUAGACACUUCUACUCCACCUACCCAGCAGUAUUACCUUCCUCAUCAUGCGGUGAUUCGCGAAGAUAGCUCGACUACCAAGGUGCGAGUCGUCUUCGAUGCUUCGUGCAAGUCAGGAUCUGGCAAAUCGCUCAACGACGUGCUCAUGGUCGGGGCAGUCAUCCAAGACGACCUUCGUUCCAUCAUCCUGAGAACCAGAAUCAAUCCCGUUUUGCUCAUCGCUGACAUCCAAAAAAUGUACCGUCAAAUCCUGGUCGACGAACGAGACACUCCUCUCCAGCGAAUUCUUUGGCGAAGUUCACCGGACGAGCCUCUCAGCACGUUUGAGCUGAAAACAGUCACCUACGGCACAGCUAGUGCACCAUUCCUGGCCACCAGAACCCUACAACAACUGGCAGACGACGAAAAAGCAGAUUUCCCUUUGGGCGCGGCGAUUCUGAAGAGAGAUGUGUACGUAGACGACCUGGUUACCUAUGGCAUUCCUUCCGAACGACGUGCGCUUCAAUCAUCAGUCGAGCUCGCAGCUGAUCAGACCAUCAAAACCUUGGGGUUGCACUGGGAACCAGCUUCGGAUCACUUCCGGUUCCAAAUUCGGUUACCUGAACACUCUCGAGGCGUGGUUCUCUGCAAAAGGUUGGCCCUCUCACAAAUCGCCCAGCUGUUCGACCCGUUGGGAUUGGUAGGCCCUGUCAUCGUUACUGCGAAAAUGUUUAUGCAGACUCUGUGGAGUCUGAACUCCGACGACGGCAAGCCAUGGGGAUGGGAUCAACCACUACCACCAUCGCUGACCACGUAUUGGCAAAAUUACUAUGCGCAAUUACCUGUCCUCGAUCAGCUUCGAAUCCCACGAUGCGUCGUGCUUCCCGAGUUUGAAUCCAUCCAGCUACACCUGUUUUCUGACGCUUCAGAAAACGCCUACGGGGCCUGUGCCUACUUUCGUUCAAAGGACUCAUCAGGUUGUAUUUCCGUCGGCCUUCUCACUGCCAAAUCCAAAGUCGCUCCUUUGAAAAAACGCAGCAUUCCCCGGCUUGAACUUUGCGGGGCUCUAGAGGCAGCCCAAUUGUACCAGAAAAUCUCCUCAACCUUCGGAAGGAAGUUCGAAACCUUCUUCUGGGUCGACUCAACCACGGUGCUCGCCUGGCUGAAGGCAACUCCCUCAGUUUGGACAACUUUCGUGGCCAAUCGGGUUUCAAAAAUCCAGCUUGCAACAGUAGGCGCUUCCUGGAAUCACGUAGCUGGUCAAGAGAACCCUGCUGAUCAUCUGUCUCGAGGAAUUGACGCCAAAACGCUGAUCUCCUGCAAACUGUGGUGGAAUGGACCAAAUUGGCUUCGGUCCGAUGACUUUUUGCAGCUAACAUCGCCAUCAAGCACCUCCUUCGAGACCCAUCUAGAAUUCCGCACAUCCAAACCGGUCGGCCUAACCGCCUCAGCAGACAGUUCCUUCAUCGAUUCCUUCGUUGGCCGAUUCUCGAAGUACCAAACCAUGCUGCGCGUCACAGCAUUCUGCCUCAGGUUGUCACGCAAGUCUCGAAGCGCAGAAGCAAGAAAAAGAUCGUUCCUCUCAGCGACGGAAAUUCGCGAAGCCGAAAAUGCUCUCAUACGAUUGGUGCAAGCUCAAGAGUUCUCCGAGCACGUAGCAGCUCUUCAAGCAUCGAAGCCAGCUCCAAUCAGGUCCCAACUCCGAUGGUUUACUCCGUUCCUGGAUGCAGAUCGCCUGAUGCGUGUUGGAGGACGAAUCGACAAAUCAGCGCUAAAUUACGACGCCAAGCACCAAAUUCUUCUUCCGUACAAUCAUCGGUUCUCCGCCCUGCUGGUGGAGUGCUUUCAUGAAAGGCAUUUGCAUGCAGCACCUCAAUUACUGCUUGGAAUCCUUCGAUUGCGGUACUGGAUCACAGGGGCCAGAAAGCUGGCCAAAACGAUCGUUCAUCGCUGCAUAAUUUGCGUCCGAGCUCGCCCUAAAUUGGUUGAACAAUUCAUGGCAGAGCUACCAAAGGAACGCGUAACUGCCGCCCGACCCUUUUCGAUUUCCGGUGUCGAUUAUUGGGGCCCGAUCCUGCUUAAACCUCCACAUCGUCGAGCAGCCCCAAUCAAGGCAUUUGUAGCGGUGUUCGUCUGCUUCACUACGAAGGCUGUCCAUAUCGAACUCGUUUUCGAUUUGACGACAGCCAAAUUCAUCCAAGCUCUACGCCGGUUCGUAUCCCGCCGAGGUCCACCAUCAGACAUCUACAGCGACAACGGAAGAAACUUUCUGGGUGCCAGCAAUGAAUUGCGCAAACUUCUUCGCUCGUCCGACCACUCACAAGGAGUUGCAACCGAAUGCUCCGAUUGCAAUAUCAGAUGGCAUUUUAAUCCACCUCGAGCAUCUCAUUUCGGCGGAUUAUGGGAAUCCGCAAUUAAUUCCGCCCAAAAGCACUUCCUUCGAGUCGUCCGUGAUCGCCCAUUGGCUUAUGACGAUAUGGAUACCUUAUUGUGCCAGAUAGAGUGCUGCCUCAAUUCGCGCCCGAUUACUCCAAUGAGCGACGAUCCGACUGAUUUCGAGCCGCUUACUCCAGGGCAUUUUCUGGUGGUGGCAGCAAACUCAAAAGCUGCUGCAGGACAUCUGGCGUCGAUGGCACCUGGAAUAUUUGUCAUCAUUAGCCCAAAGAUCAAAGUGGUUAAACUCACCUGUAGCACUGAAGGAGAACCAGCUCGUCCUUCUCAAGGAGGAUGGGAUCCCACCAAUUCGCUGGCCAACGGCCAGAAUCACCCAAUUGCAUCCAGGGACUGA